This is a messenger RNA of Poeciliopsis prolifica (blackstripe livebearer), 2712 nucleotides long. RefSeq names its product DnaJ (Hsp40) homolog, subfamily C, member 5 gamma b (gene dnajc5gb). The transcript is spliced from 6 exons. NCBI's taxonomy places the organism in Eukaryota, Metazoa, Chordata, Actinopteri, Cyprinodontiformes, Poeciliidae. The record is from RefSeq and is a predicted model, not a curated record. The coding region runs from base 136 to 732 and encodes 198 amino acids.
UCUUCCGGGCCCUUUCGGAAGUUCACUCAGAAAGUUGCUAAUAGUCGCUAUAAAUUUCAGACAGAGUUUUUUGUCGGACUCUAUGUUUCGACGGACGCCUGGGACAUUAACCUCUCCACCUUCGUUUAUUAAAGCAUGGAGGACCCAAACAUGCCUCAGAGAAAAAUGUCCAGGGCCGGAGAAAGCUUGUACUUGGUCCUGGGUUUGGAGAAAGGAGCGACCCCCGACCAGAUAAAAAAGGCUUAUCGGAAAUUGGCAUUGAAGUAUCACCCUGACAAGAACCCAGACAACCCAGCUGCUGCGGAGAAGUUCAAGGAGAUCAACAAUGCCAACGCCAUCCUGAACGACGAGAACAAACGUAAAAUCUACGACGAAUAUGGCUCCCUGGGCCUCUCUUUGGCCGAGCAGUUUGGUGAAGAUGGCCUCAAAUAUUAUUUCCUCAUGUCAAAGUGGUGGUUCAAGGCCCUGUUUUGCUGCUGCACCCUCUUCACCUGCUGCUGCUGUUUGUGCUGCUGCUGCUUCUGCUGUGGAAAGUGCAAAACGGGAGAGGAAGAAGAGCAUCCCAUUAUCGACCCAGAAGACCUGGAGGCGGAGCUCAGAGAGCAGGAAGAAGCACAAGGCCACAUAAUAGUUAUUGAGCCCAGCUCCUCUCAGACCUCAGGUGAGAACGCACCGAUCGUGAUUCAGCCUCAGUCAACCAUUGCACAGAGACGCAACAUGGCGAAUGAGUGAAUAAAUCCAUGGAUGAGUGAGUCUUUAAGAAGGCCAGCUUCACAUUAUUAUUAUUUAUUUUCAUUUUUUUGGGACUUUGUGUGAACUUGAGAUCUCACCAGCUGCUGGCGUUCAAACCAACGCACAGGAAACGUAUCGGGCCUUUUUGUUUACAUGAAUCAUGCUUUAUAAUGGUAUUGCCAUGGCUUUUUUUUUUUUCUUUUUUAAUGACAAAGCCUUGGUGUUCAAAACCAUUGAUCUCUCAAAAAACUUGUUGUUUUUUUUGUUUGUGUACUUUAAACUCACAGGUUAGUGUAAAAGUUGCCAAAGUGGUCUGAAAACAUCUCCGCUCAGGAUUCCUACAUGUGGACCUUUUUAUUUUUUAAAUAGAUAUACAUAUAUUUAACAGGCUAAUUCUUAUUAUCCACACUAUUUUAGGCCAACCACUUGUCUUCCUGUAAAUAUUAACGUAGGAAUAAAUGACCUGAUGACUUUUGGGUCGACGCAUCCGCUGUUUCUCUGUCAGGUGAUGCUGGUUUAUCUAUACUUCAAAUGUCUUUUCUAAUCAACUUCACUCAAUAUGAUGUUUUUAUGUAACUUACACAGAAAGCCAGAACGGCUGCAGCCAGCUACUUCCACCUUCUUAUUAGGUAAACUUUAAUUAGACGGCGUAAAAAGGCGUUUGCAUUAUUUAUUCGUUUAUGGCUUGACGAGGUCAUCGGUGUCACUCAUGGGCCCGUAUGAGAUUAUCACGAUAUGAUGAAAUACGGCAGUUUCGCAGAAAUAAAGCGGUAUCGAUAAUAUGUAUUUAUUUUCAUUUUGAUGUAAAGCCAUAAAAUCUAGGGGCUGGUUACAAGGAAACAUCCAUUUUUGCCAUCUAGCCACGCUGCCAGCUCAUCCUGCCAUCGAGCAAUAAUACAUGCUACUCGUAGCUUGCUUUUGUCUGUUUUUGUGACCAGAAAUGUUCCCAAACAUCCAAAUUGCUGGCGUGGUCCUUUAGCCUCCUAACCACCAGGGUGCAGCACCAGCUGGGUUAAGAUGUUGGGCUGCUCUGCAAACGUUUAGAAAGACAUGAUGGAAAAAUGUUCCUGGUUUUGAAAUUGUAACUUGUUUAAAAACGUUUAUCCGUCACCAUUCUGUGUCGCUUCUUUAUUUAGCAACAACACCGUAGUUUGCGCUGAAAGGUUGUAGUUUGGAGAGAAGUGAAGUUUUUAUCUUGUCUCAGGGAGACGCUUCAAAAACUGGCCUGCAGGGGGAGCCAGAGGCACACUUUGUUUUUAGAAUUUUUAAUUAAGUAAAGGAUUCUGCUUCUGAUUCUCUUAACUAGUAAGCUGCAGCGUUUAUUAUUGGGCACUGUAGGUGUAGUUAUGACACCAAAAGGUAACUGCUUUAUUGAAGGUGUUGAAGGUAAUUUGCUGCAGCAGGGUCAUUUUGAAAUGAGCCAUCACUACAACAGGAAUGUUCCGUGUCCAAAUGUUUGGUGAAUGUCACCAUUUUCACAAAAUAUCUGCACUUGCACACAGUUUUGUUUUUGGUUUGUUUAAACCAUAAAUCUGGUGAUGGGAUCAAAACUUUCUUUUUUUCUUUUGAGGUGUAUAUUGUAAAUUAUUCUGUGAAUUAAAAGGUGCAUUUUUUUGAUCCUGUUUUUCUUUUGGCAGUGCGGUAACAUUAAAUUAUAUUUCUGACUUGGUUCAUAGUAUAUUUUUAUAUUUAUAAUAAUUUUUUGCCUCGUGUCUGGAUAUGCCAAGGGUCUGUACUCUCUCCUACUGCCUGCAUGAAAUUAUUAAAAAAAAGUCUGUAUAAUUCCUGGAAAUGACUUUGAAGUGCCUGAAUAUAUUCUUAUCCUGUUGUUUCUUUCAUUUUUAUUAGAAGAUUAAAUGAUUUUUAUUUUUUUUGCCUCAAUGUUCCAAAUAUUUUUCUACUUUUUAGUGUUUUGUAAAAUGAAAGCAACAUAAAUGUAUGAUGAAAUAAAUUUUUGGGCUAAUAUGAAAAUAUGUGAGU